Messenger RNA from Hordeum vulgare subsp. vulgare (domesticated barley), 4063 nucleotides. Its product is annotated as endonuclease MutS2-like. Gene Ontology annotation, molecular function: cobalt ion binding; mismatched DNA binding; ATP binding. Lineage: Eukaryota; Viridiplantae; Streptophyta; Magnoliopsida; Poales; Poaceae. The record is from RefSeq and is a predicted model, not a curated record. Gene Ontology annotation, biological process: allantoin catabolic process; purine nucleobase catabolic process; mismatch repair. Gene Ontology annotation, cellular component: cytoplasm.
CGCAGACGCGGCCGGACAGGACUCUCGCCAUCAGGAGAGAGAUAGAGAGGUAGGGGACGAGCGAUGGCGGCUGGGAAGGGCCGGGUGCUGCCGCUGCUGGCCGUGGCGGCGGCGCUCGCCGCCGCGCUCCUCUACACCGCGCCCUUCUCCAAGAGCCUGGGCGGCGAAGGGUGCAGCCUGCUCCCGCACGGCCACUUCUGGAUCGCCAGCCAGCGGGUCGUCGCGCUCGGCCGCGUCGGCCCCGCCGCAGUGGAGGUGAAGGAGGGGCUGAUCAACGCCAUCGCCGUCGGGGACUACCGGAGCUUCGUGCUCCGCCGCCCGCUCGUCGACUACGGGGACGCCGUCAUCAUGCCCGGCCUCAUCGACGUGCACGCGCAUCUCGACGAGCCCGGGCGGGCGGAGUGGGAGGGCUUCUCCACCGGCACAAGAGCCGCCGCCGCAGGUGGCAUAACUACGUUGGUGGACAUGCCUCUCAACAGCUUCCCCUCAACGGUCUCUGAAGAAACUCUUAAACUCAAGGUGGAUGCAGCUCGGGAUAAGCUAUAUGUUGAUGUCGGGUUUUGGGGAGGCCUUGUACCCGAGAACGCCUUGAACCCAAGCAAAUUGGAGAGCCUGCUAAAUGCAGGAGUGUUAGGGCUUAAGUCUUUCAUGUGCCCCUCUGGUAUCAACGACUUCCCCAUGACAAAUUCAACUCAUAUCGAGGAGGGCCUAGUUACAUUGGCAAAGUACAAGAGACCCUUGCUUAUCCAUGCAGAACGCAUACCGGAUGUCGCGAGUGAUGAGGAGCUUGAUGGUGAAUUGGAUCCUCGAUCAUACGCAACAUACCUGAAAUCUAGAACACCUGCAUGGGAGGAAUCAGCCGUUAGAGAUUUGAAACGUGCCAUGAAAGACACUGAAGUGGGGGGUCGGUCAGAAGGAGCUCAUCUUCACAUUGUUCAUCUCUCAGAUUCAAAAACUAGCCUCAGGCUUCUAAAGGAUGCAAAACACAGUGGCGCAAAAGUCACUAUAGAAACCUGUCCUCAUUACCUCGCAUUUUCGGCUGAGGAAGUUCCAGACGGAGACACUCGUUUCAAGUGCUCUCCUCCCAUACGUGAUGCUGCCAACAAGGAAAACCUCUGGGAAGCUCUGCUUGACGGGCACAUCGACAUGCUCAGCUCAGACCACUCGCCGUCGACUCCUGAUCUCAAGCUAAUGGAGGAAGGCAACUUCAUGAAGGCAUGGGGAGGUAUCUCAUCUCUGCAGUUUGUCCUCCCUGUAACAUGGUCACACGGGAAAAAGUAUGGCAUCACCCUGAACCAGCUAGCCUCAUGGUGGAGCGAGAAGCCCGCCGAGCUCGCGGGGCAGAAGAACAAGGGGUCUAUUCUGCCGGGGUACCAUGCCGACAUUGUGGUGUGGAAUCCCGAGGCACAAUUCCAUCUCGACGACAGCCAUGCCGUAUACCACAAGCACCGGAACAUCUCGGCGUACCUUGGGAAUGAGCUAUCGGGCAAGGUCCUGUCGACAUUCGUGAGGGGGAACCUAGUGUUCGCCGAAGGAAAGCACGCUGGGGCCGCCUGCGGCGCCACCAUCCUCGCCAAAGGCUCAGGCACAACGCAGAGGGUGGACGUAAACGAUGGGAGAAGGCGUAUUCCACAUGUGCGUUAAGCCCACUGGGAAGCGUACUCCCCUCUUCUGGAUAUACUGCAGGGCUGCGACUUCUUAACAGAGCUUGUAAAAAUGAUUGAGUUUUGCCUUGACUCCAAUCUUUCUAUGGUCCUUGAUCGGGCCAGCGAAAGAUUAGGAACGAUCCGCAAGGAAAGGAGGAUGAACGUUGAUAUGCUAGAAGCUUUGUUGAGAGAAACAUCCGUGAUGAUUUUUCAGGCAGGCGGGGCUGAUAGCCCUGUGGUCACUAAGCGCCGCUCUAGAAUGUGCGUGGGUGUUAAAGCUUCACACAAGCAUUUGGUGCCUGGUGGAAUUGUUCUGAGUUCCAGUGGCUCUGGCGCGACCUACUUUAUGGAGCCAAGGGACGCCGUCAAGCUGAACAACACUGAAGUCAAACUGUCAGGCGAUGAGAGAGCCGAGGAGUUGGCAGUAUUGGGCUUGCUAACUUCAAGAAUAGCAGAUUCCCGGACGAAGAUCAGGCAUUUGAUGGGGAAAAUACUGGAGCUGGACCUGGCUUGUGCUAGAGGUUCAUAUGCCCUAUGGAUAAAUGGCGUGAGGCCUGCCUUCAGUGACAGGGAUAACACUAGUGAAUCGGACCCAAGUGGAACAUAUUCAGUAUUUAUUGAAGGAAUUCGACAUCCUUUGCUCCUUGAACAGUCCCUUGGCACUGCAGAAGAAUCGGCUACCACUGAAGCAACCGAAGUGGGGAAAGAACAACUAUCUGAAGACCAACCUGUCCCUGCAAUGCCUGUUCCAUUGGACAUGCAUGUGAAGAAUGAUACUAGGAUAGUUGUGAUCUCCGGACCUAAUACUGGUGGCAAAACUGCUACUAUGAAGACCUUAGGAUUGGCCUCUCUUAUGUCAAAAGCUGGAAUGUUCUUCCCGGCAAAAGGAAGGCCUAGGCUUCCUUGGUUUGAUCAGGUCCUUGCAGACAUUGGUGACCACCAGUCUCUGGAGAAUAGCCUCUCUACCUUCAGCGGGAACAUAUCACGUCUUCGCAAGAUUGCACAAGUUGUAUCAACCGAUUCUCUUGUUCUUAUUGAUGAGAUUGGCAGCGGUACUGACCCAUCAGAAGGUGUAUCCCUUUCAACUAGCAUUUUGAAGUACCUUGCUAGUAGACUAAACUUGGCCGUCGUGACAACCCAUUAUGCUGAUCUAAGCCGUCUUAAAGCUGUUGAUGAUCGAUUUGAGAAUGCUGCAAUGGAAUUUUGUUUGGAAACUCUGAAACCAACAUAUCGAGUAUUGUGGGGAAGCACCGGUAAUUCAAAUGCAUUGAGCAUUGCAAAGUCAAUUGGCUUUGAUCAGAAAGUACUCGAUCGUGCACAAGAAUGGGUUGAGAAACUAUUGCCUGACAAACAAAAGGAACGCCAAGGUUUACUUUACGGCUCCCUGCUGGACGAAAGAAACCUUCUGGAGUCCCAGGCAAAUGAAGUAGCAUCUGUCCUUUCAGAAGUUGAGGAUCUUUACAACGAGAUUCGCUUAGAAGCGGACGAGCUAGAUAGCCGAGUAGCUGCUUUGAAGGCCAGAGAGUCUCAAAAGGUGCAACAAGAGUUGAAGUCUGUAAAGUCUCAGAUGGACCUUCUAAUCAAGAACUUUGAAGUUCAACUUAAGAAUUCAAAACUUGAACAGUACAACUCAGUAAUGAGGAAAGCAGAAGCUGCGACGGCUUCAUUGGCUGCUGCUCAUCAGCCCACUGAGUUCGCUGUCAGCGACGACGAAAACAAGAGUUCAUAUGUUCCACAAAUUGGAGACAAAGUGUAUGUGGAAGGACUGGGAGGGGGAAGCAUGGCUACCGUUGUCGAGAUACUCAGUGAAGAUGGGAGCUGCAUGGUUCAGUAUGGAAAAAUAAAGGUCCGGGCCAAGAAUAACAAGAUGAAGUUGGCCCAGAGAGACAGGAAGGAAACAUCGACUUCUUCCUCGGCACAAGGAAAGGGACGAGCGCAGAAGCGGUCUCCGGCGGGGACGGCGACUACUGGCAGUGUGUCGUUUGCACCGGCGGUGCAGACGUCGAGGAACACGGUGGACCUGCGGGGGAUGCGGGUGGGCGAGGCGUCGCACGAGCUGGAGAUGGCGAUCGACGGGUGCAGGCCGUACCAGGUCCUGUUCGUGGUCCACGGCAUGGGCACCGGUGCGGUGAAGGAGUGCGCGCUGGACGUGCUCCGGAGCCAUCCCCGGGUGGUGAGGAUCGAGGACGAGAGCCCGCUCAACUACGGCUGCACCGUCGCCUACGUCGAGUGAAGACGCAAAUCCAUGGCGGCGCCGCUCGACUCCGUGCCCACAUGUCACAGCAGCGGCAGCUGUACCUGUACAUCACAGAUCACACACAACAGACUUCUCCUGCGUGUUGUAUAGAAAAGUAAACAUACACACACACCCACGGCAGAGUUGGAACUACGUACAGAAAUAAAAUAAAAUUAUGCAA